CUUAUAUCCAAACAGAUCUUUAAUUCUGUUUCUUCUUCUUCAUCGCUGAUUUUCAAUCAAAGCCGUCUCUUGUCAGCAAAUAACUCGACAAUGGAUUACGACUACAGGAAUAAGUCUGGGCCCUCCUACGCUCGGCCUAUGUACGGAUACCCCAAUAUCGGCCAACAAAGCGGUCACGGCCACCAAUUUUUCCCUCCGCCGGAGAGAAAUCAAUCGUUUCAACAACACAACUCUUCUCCGUUCCCUUUUUCUUCUUCUUCUUCUUCUUCAUCUGGAUUAGGGAUCAAAGUGACUCUGAAGCCUGAGUUUCGUAUUACUCCUCCGCCUCAGUUGUUGCCUCGAGCUGGAGAUAUUCCUCGUAGCGGUUUUCAGUUCGAUUUCGGUCUGGAGAGGGCAGUCCUUACCGAGGCUGAGAAAGACAACCCUGACUGGAGCAAGUUUGGCUCCGACAUUCCUCCACCGUCUAACUUUCCACAACCACCUUCAAUGGGUGUGGAUCCUCUAGUGAUGAAGUAUACUGCGUCUGGGCUUAACCGAGAAGCUGUCAACAUUGCGGUUGCAAACUAUGGUGAUAAUCCCACAAAGGUUCAGGAAUUUGCAAAUGGGUUCGCAGCGAUGCGGGAGAUGGGGUUUCCAACAAACGCUGUUGCAGAAGCUCUCUUCAUGUUUGACAACGACACUGACAAAGCUUUGUCACAUUUGCUCCAUGGUUCUUCUUGAACUUGCUUUCCAGUAUUUUCUUCUAUUUUUUACAUAAAAGUAAUCAUCAGGAUUUUACUAACAUAAAGAUUGAAAAAGUACACUUUUUUUUUUACUGUGUAAAUGGAUGAUUUGUUUUGGGCAAGUGAUGAUUAGAUAUGUGUUUUGAUA
This is a messenger RNA of Brassica rapa (field mustard), 870 nucleotides long. RefSeq lists its product as uncharacterized. Gene Ontology annotation, biological process: ubiquitin-dependent protein catabolic process via the multivesicular body sorting pathway. Gene Ontology annotation, cellular component: ESCRT I complex. The record is from RefSeq and is a predicted model, not a curated record. Gene Ontology annotation, molecular function: ubiquitin binding. NCBI's taxonomy places the organism in Eukaryota, Viridiplantae, Streptophyta, Magnoliopsida, Brassicales, Brassicaceae.